AUGCUCGCAGCAACAGCAUUCAUCAAGGUGAGCGCUGAUGAGAUCAUUCCAGAAAAGUUUUUCAAACAUUUACAGGGACCUCCUGAGGAGUUUAAUAAUUUUGCGUUACCUCCCACUUCAAGAGCAGCCAUUACUUCAGAUAGUUAUGUGAUGGAUAUUCAAUUUAGCUCAAAGAAUGAAGAACAAGUUCCAUCUGAUGCUAACACUGCUUCUAGCUCUUCCUCGAGACGUCUGACAUGGAGACAAUACAUUCCCAUUGAUACCAUUGACAAUGUGACACUCUCUAUUGUGAGCAAAUAUCCACAAAAGAUGAAUCUUGAAGUGUUGAAUAUUGAAGAUUUCGUGGUGAAUGAACAUGCUACUGACCCUAUGGAGGAUGAUUUGAAUCGAAAGGAAAGUAUGUUGCAAUCCCUUCAAAACAAGAAUGCAGUAUACCAUUCAUGGAUUGGAUUGGUCCCAGAUAAAAAUAGUAUUCCAACCAAGACAUUUGUAUUCAACAAUAGAAAUCAAGUGAAAGCUGGUGAUUGGCUUGUGGAAGUGUCUAUUGAACACGAAGCUGUUGAGGAAAUUAGACAAACAGAUCCAGAGUUUGCUGAAAAACUCUUGAAUGGAGAGGCACAAGCAUUCCUUUUGGCUUACUGCACUAGUCCUCUUUCUAUUCAUUCUCAACUUAAUACCUAUCGAUUAUCUGUUGGAGAGAAAAUUGGCUUCACCACACGCGUGGUUGAGAAAGAACAUGCCUUGUUGAGAGCAAGUAAUUUGGACAUGAUCCCUCGAGCAAUUCCAACCAAAAAGUUUACACAAAUUGAAGCAGUGAUGGAGAUUGAGGAACCUGACGGUGACGAGUUUGUUGUGCCCAUGCAAGACCAAGCGACCUUAUUGCUUGCCAAUCCAAAUGCAAGUAUGGCAAGUACGGAAGAAGUGGAUGGCGUGUUUUCUGCACAAAUAGAAGCUACAGAGCCAGGAUUCUUCUCCUUCCGUGUGACAGUGAAGGGUAUUGUUGGAGAGACUCUCAUGAAUACCAAGUACCAAAAUGUCAAUGCAAGCAAAUUGGUUGGAGCUUCCAAUACGAAUCAAUUAGCUUUUAUGAGAACGACUCAACACACUGUCUUUGUCGUUGACGAACGUAUGAAGUUAUUAACAAGUGGCACAAGAGCUUCAUUUACACAACUUGAUGAAAUGCUCACGAUUCAACUCCAAGUUGAGGUGGAUCCAAACCAUGUCGACAAGGUUUUCAAUAAGAAAUUUAAAGCCUAUACUGAAGUAUGGGCUUAUAGUGAAGAAGACGAAUCGACACUUGUUCCAGUUUGUUGGGUGAUGGGAAUGACAGUUGCCACGGCCUCUGAACAAGACGACAAUAUUGCUACUCUUCCACUCCAAAUGUCCAUGACUUGGUUAUCGAAAGCAAACGCCAAACUUCCAUUGGUUUUAAAGAAUGCGUACAUUAGAGAUGUUGACACGUCAGCUCUCAUUACACAUGUUCCAGAAAUUUUGCAAGUUGAAACUCAUCACCUUUUUGUGGAUUCGUUGACGAGGGUUGUCCAUGCUAAAAAUACCAAUCAAACAAUAGUUCACGCCUUUGCAAGAAAUCUCACUCAAACAACCUUCAAGUUCAAUGGUGAAGUAACAGAGACCAUGACCAUGGGUAAACGUCCUGUUGAAUUCAUGAUGAGAAGUGGUGAGAAUAUGGCCUCUGCGACUGCAUCUUCACAUAAGGUGUUACUAGUUCAUGGCUAUUGUUCCAAAGGAGAAGUCUUCCCAUUGAGUCAUUUCCAAAAUGCUGUUGAAUUCUCGGAUCCUCACCAAAGUCGUUCCAAUGACAAGUUUGCUCAAUUGAUUUGGGAUUUAGGCAAAGAAUUUGAAUCAUUUGCUAUUGUUGCGCACAGUCAAGGUGGAUUGGCUUCAUUGCAUCUGCUGACGUACUACUGGUCAAAUGCUGACAGGGCACCACCAGGUGUUCGACUCAUUCAGAGUGUUGGAUCACCUUAUCGUGGAACUUCACUUGCAGGUAGUGUGGCUGAGUUUGGAAAGUUCUUCAAGAUUGGAUGUGGUAAAAAUAUGGAUUUGACAGUUGAAGGUGCCGCCAAUUGGCUCAACAACAUUCCACCAGCAGCCCAACAAAAGGUUUACUUUUACACAACACAAUACAAGGAUUGGUCAUGGUGUUCACUCGCAACUCAAAGCAUUUUGAAAUGGCCAAAUGAUGGUACUGUUGAAUAUGAACGAACGGCUUUGCCCUAUGGUAACAACAUGGGACAUACAAAGAGGUUUUGCCAUUCGGGAAAGAUGCACUAUCCACCUCAAUACAAGGAUGCUGAGAGAAAUGCCAUCCUUAACAAGUAUGCCAAUGGUUUCUAA
Naegleria fowleri is the source of this 2358-nucleotide messenger RNA. RefSeq lists its product as uncharacterized. Lineage: Eukaryota; Heterolobosea; Eutetramitea; Acrasida; Naegleriidae. The transcript has 3 exons. Bases 1 to 2358 code for a protein of 785 amino acids. The record is from RefSeq and is a predicted model, not a curated record.